CAAACAGCUUGCGGUCAAUAAUCAAAGUAUCUCGUGUUUUGAAAAAUUAUACACAAAGGAACGACAACAAAGCAAAUAAUUGCUGUCAUUACAACUUAAUAGCCAUGUCUUGAACCAAAUUAACCAUCACCGGGUCCUUAAAAACCUGGGCCGUGAAAUCCAGGGCUAUUUUUUUACGGUUUUCUUAGGAAAGUUCAGAGUUUUUGUAACCUUUGGCGUCGUCCAUCGUUCGAAUUCCAAACGUUUGAAAAUUUCCAGUAAAGUUCCACGAUGAUCGCUCAGAGUUUUAUUUGAUGGCAACGAUCAAAGUUUAUGGAAGAAUAACUCCAUGUUCAAAUAUAUCCAGCCUCGUUGAGAUCGAGGGAGAUCGUCUUAUCACAUCAAAGCUUGGACGACGAAACAGCCAGAAAAAUGCUGUAGAAAUUGGUUUUAAGUUCAGUGAAAUCUUCGAUCAGGAUGCCUCUCAGAAUGAAGUGUUUGAUAGGAUCGCCAAAGAUGUGGUUGGAAAGUUUUUAGAAGGUUAUAAUGGGACGAUAUUCGCUUAUGGACAAACGGGGACUGGAAAAACUUACACUAUCGAAGGGGAAGAUCUCAACUUGGACACAUCUUCCAGGCAUGGCCUUAUCCCGCAAACUCUAGCCAUGAUUUUUAAUGAGAUAGAGAAGAUGGAUGAUGAAUGUGUUACUGUGCAGAUAUCUUUCAUUGAGAUGUAUAACGAGAUGGCAUACGAUCUUCUUGGCCCAUUAAUGUAUGGUAGUAACAACAGGAAAGAUUUACCCAGAGUUCUUGUGACCAAUGGCACAAGUGGAUCAUGUAUAAUGCAUGGUCUUUCUGUACAUGACGUAUGCUCCGAACAUGAGGCUCGUCGGCUUCAUCUGAAGGGAAGGUGCAACAGAACGAUGGCUUGGACAAUAAGUAAUGAAAGGUCCUCACGAUCCCAUGCUGUUUUUAUGGUUCUUCUUACCAGACAAAAGCAAGGCUCAGAAAUUGUGGUCAAGUAA
Actinia tenebrosa (Australian red waratah sea anemone) is the source of this 1001-nucleotide messenger RNA. RefSeq lists its product as uncharacterized. Gene Ontology annotation, biological process: microtubule-based movement. Gene Ontology annotation, molecular function: microtubule motor activity; microtubule binding; ATP binding. The record is from RefSeq and is a predicted model, not a curated record. NCBI's taxonomy places the organism in Eukaryota, Metazoa, Cnidaria, Anthozoa, Actiniaria, Actiniidae.